Molecule: messenger RNA, 3492 nt
Organism: Metarhizium acridum CQMa 102
Lineage: Eukaryota; Fungi; Ascomycota; Sordariomycetes; Hypocreales; Clavicipitaceae
Source: RefSeq, a predicted model, not a curated record
AUGGCUAUCUUUACUCGUGGUAAGAGCAAAGCAAUCAACUCGCCCCGAUACCUCACUCUUCGUCAUGCCCGUCGAAGUGCAGCGGCCCAUAGGGCGGCUCAGGGCAUCUUGGCAGCCGCAGCGCCCGCAGAUCCCGCAGAAACGCAGCUGAAGCCUGGCGAGGAGAAACUCAACUCCUACUGGGCUCCUGGCCUGGAGGCCGGAGAGGAUCAUCAAAUCGUGGCUACGCAAAUCGUCCAAGCGCCCACGACGGACACGGAUGACAAGCCGUUGCGACUCGUUUCCAAGCAGGAUUUCUUUGUCGACGCGCCGCAGUUCUCGCUCCCCCCUGGCUCUGUAUAUUCCGUAUAUCCCCCCAAUGGAUAUUCGGACGACCAUCGCAUUCUGCCUCAUGUAGUCCUCAGCGACCCGCAUCUGCCGUGGGAGAGGAUGGGCAGCCCGGCUUCAGAGAAAAAUGGACUCCAGGAUGAACGCAACAAGGUGCCGUGGCUAGCCCUGUUCACCUUCACCAACGACGAGCUGAAGCUGGCAACUGGCGCCUUGGGUGGCCAGACUUGGAAACAGACAGAUACACUGGCCGUCAACAUGACAGUCAAAGACCUCCGGGCCAUUCCUAACGUGGCCAGUCCCAUAACGGAUGACAUGGGACCGGACGUGGACGACGCAACGGGAGAUUUCAUUUUCACGAAACCGGAGCUGUUCAAGAACUUAUUCUCAUUGUUCGACGAACAGAACAGAAGACAGGAAUCUGGCCGCCCAGAAACGACGCGUUACCAGUACCUGUCUCACGUUCGCGAGAUCAACACGUCGGCGGGUGUCGAAGAGAUCGGCAUAUUCUCCAUCGUUGUCGGCAGCCGGUCCGGGCCGUUGGAUAACGCCUCCCCGGUCGCAGUCUUUGUUCAUCUAGUGUCUAUCGAAGGUGUCGAAGAUAUGACGAGCUUUCCAACAGAGGAUUAUGUAGCGCUGUGCUCUCUCUACAGUUGGACUUACACCGUCAUGCCUCCAGGAAUGCUCAACGUCCACGAAGCAUUUGACAACAUUGGCAAGAACAUCGACGUCCUGCGUCCUUCUGCUAGCAUCACGGAUCCCCUCAGCAACGGUGGGAGGAUAAAACAACGAAUAGCUGCUCGUCUGCGAGAUGGCUACUCACUAGUCAGGUACCGUCCUCAAACCGGUGAGCAGACAGUGGCCCUGUACAGAGGCCCCUUGACGCCGACGGUCGUACAGCCGUCCGACGCCGUAGCCAAGGCGUGCUCCAACUCUGGCCAAGACUUGCAAGUCCUGGACCGCAAGGUCGGCAUCAUGGACAUUAGCUACUCUACUGCAUGGAACUUGGGCCGAACAAUGGCCCUGGGCAACCAAGCAUUUGCCGCGGCCCUGUCCCGGCUGCGAGCGACGAUCCAUGCUCGGACUAUGAAGACUUUGAAGAUAUCGGCCGUUCGCUCAGCCGGCGGCCAGGAGAGCUACCGCAGCCGCGCGGACGUGUUGCGUGACCUCAAAGAUACCGUACAUGACUUGAAUAACAUACACGCUGCAGCUCCAGGUUACACAUCAUCACCGUCUUUCCGAGCUGGUCCUCCCCAGAAACGCUGGUAUCGACCACGGCUGACCCGUAGUCAAAUUCCGUCUUUGCACUACAACGCUGGCAAGAUCAAAGAUAAUUACCUCGAGGAAGCCACAAACAUCGCUCUGGAUCUCGGAAAGGCUACGGAUGGAAGCAUAUACGACGAGACCAACACGCCAGUAUCCACGGACUGGAUGAUCGUGCUGGCUUUUGUCCUGGACCGCAUGUUCCUCUCGGGAGUGCCGGCGCACUACCUGAUCAGCGAUCCCACACACCUCCCAAUAGAGACCCUGCGGUUCUUCUACAUUGAUCCCGGCUGGGUCGACGCCAUGGUCGACGGCGCUCUCAGUCUGGCCAACCACUCGGGCGAGGACAGGGACAGAGUGGCCAUUAAAGCCGCAAUAAAUGCCUACUUGACACAUAACCCUGAGCAUCAGCCAGAGUAUACGCCUCAGAUACCUCGCUAUGGCUUCUAUCUGCGGUCUGAUCUUGUCUCCAUGUUCCCGGAUCUCAGGGUGGAAAUCAAGUCGGUGUCGACCAUCGGGCAAGCACCGCUAUUGCGACACGAAAUAGUUACCGAUGGCGUCAUGAUGGGUCUCGUGGAUCGUCAGCCAGGGCUGCCCGAGUUCAAUUCAUUGGUUUUUACCCAGCCACCUCACCAGCAGAGAUUCGCCAUCGGUUGGGAGCUCACCAAGCUGCAGGUUGACAUCGACGUGCGGAAGCAACACACUAUAUCUGUCCCACCAGACGAAAGAGAAAAAGACGCCCUAGAGCCAGGGAUUGUACUGAAGCCGACAGAUGCGAACAAUUGGUUCAUCUGGAGCGCGGAUGCCGCCUCUGGUGCCGAUGACGUGCGCCUCCUGCGCCUCCCGUAUUUUGCUGAACAGCAGCUGGCCUUGCUACGCGUGUGGUCAGACGAGGAGGUCUCCAAGGGCAAAAAUAGGCCUUUCGACGACGACACGGCCAACUCGGCCUUGUUGGCCAUGCAGCUGAGUGAUCCCAUCUACAGCCUCACCAUCAAUCUGGAAGGGAACCAGGCCACAUCCGCCGCUAUGCCUCCCCUAGCAGGAGGGACGGCCUUGACAUCUCCCAAGAAGCCUUUCGCAUUGACGUCCACUGCUCCCUCGAGCAUCACGCCGCUGGCCAAGCCUGAUGGGGAUGAAGCGAAGGGUAGUGACGACGGCAUCGCGGCCACCACCACAUCAGUGAAAUCCUUCUCGGUUGCUUCCCAGCUCACUCGACACGAGGAUUACAAAGUUGAGUCGCAUGCCCAUCAAGUUAAUCUAAGCCCCCACGUACGUGCCAUUCCUCCAUGCAGCACGAGGCAACCCUCGUCUCCGUCUCUAGCCGCGUCGGUCCUGGAAGACGCAGGCGACACUUUCGAUCCGGCCAAUCCGCCCAAGUAUAAUUGCAUGGUCUAUUCUAUGGCAAAUGAGGACAACCAGGUUGAAACUUCAGGUGACAACCGCCAACAGGAUCUCAUCUUCAGCAUUCACGUUGAGAACAACCAUAACAGCGACUACGAACUGUUGGAGCUGGACAUCCGAAUUGCCCUCGGUCCCGUAAACCCAAAUGACCACCGACUCCUGUCCAACUACGACGGGACCGGCCCCCGGAUGCUGGGCAGUCUACGAUUCAACGUGCUGCCCCAGAUGGACAAGAGGGCGGGCAUCGAUUACCUCGUUUUGAGACUUUUGCCACGGAGCGUGACCAAACUCAUCGACAUCAGCAUGGUCCAGGAUAUGAGCUUCUUGCUGUGCUUGGCUCAAGUAAACAAGUUCACGCGUGACAGCCCCAGAGCAAGCGAAAUUACAAUCCUGACGCUGCAGACGGAGGCGAUCUAUAGAGUUCACCCGCACGAUAUGACUUUGAGUGAUUCAUUUGACGUGGUGCUUAGAAACACCGACGUGGAGCCGCAGACUGCGUAG